Molecule: messenger RNA, 2684 nt
Organism: Erinaceus europaeus (western European hedgehog)
Lineage: Eukaryota; Metazoa; Chordata; Mammalia; Eulipotyphla; Erinaceidae
Gene: THUMPD3
Product: THUMP domain containing 3
Exons: 10
Coding region: 174-1685 (503 amino acids)
Biological process (GO): tRNA methylation
Molecular function (GO): tRNA (guanine) methyltransferase activity; RNA binding
Source: RefSeq, a predicted model, not a curated record
GGGACUUCCGUUUCCGGUGGCGUGACCCGGCGCGCGGGAGCCGGAAGGGUCUACGCGGGCGGCCGCUCUCCCGUAUUCCAAACAUGACCUGGUAAUAUUGGGGCUCUCUUCCCUUUUCUUCUCGGUACCGCUUUUAAAGCGGCGGCAUCAGGGUUGUUGGCAGCACCGCCAACAUGUCUGAUGUGCAAGAAGCCGUUGAUCAACUCCUGGAUGUGAACCUUCAAGAAGACCAGAGAUCUAUGCAAGGGUCAGAAAGUGACCCCAGAAGUGAGUCCGAGGGUCUCCGAGUCACUAUCGGAGCCACUGUACCAACUGGCUUUGAGCAAACAGCUGCGGAUGAAGUAAGGGAGAAGCUGGGAUCAUCAUGCAAAAUCAGCAAAGACCGGGGCAAGAUCUAUUUCAGCAUUUCAGUGGAAAGUCUGGCUCAGGUUCAUUGUCUGAGAUCAGUUGAUAACUUGUUUGUGGUUGUGCAGGAAUUUAAUGACUACCAGUUCAAAGAAACUAAGGAAGAAGUCCUAAAAGAUUUUGAAGAAUUGGCUGGGAAACUUUCAUGGUCAGAGCCUUUAAAUGUAUGGAAGAUAAACACCAGUUUCAAGAAAAAGAAAACAAAACGUAAGAAGAUAAGUCAGAACUCAAGUAAAGAAAAGGCUGAUAAUGGACAAGGAGACAGACUAGAUGAGAAGGAUGUUAAAAAAGAGUCCACUGAGAAUGUCUUAGACUCCCACAUCUUAGACUAUUAUGAAAACCCAGCCAUCAAAGAAGAGAUAUCUACGCUAGUAGGUGAUGAUUUGGCAUCUUGCAAAGAUGAAAAUGAUGAAAGCUGGAAGGGAGAAGUGAAUCCUGGAGUGGUGAAGUUCAGAGUCACUUGCAAUAGGGCAGGAGAGAAGCACUGCUUCACGUCAAAUGAGGCUGCCAGAGACUUCGGGGGUUCUGUUCAGGAUCAUUUCAAGUGGAAAGCUGACAUGACCAACUUUGAUGUGGAGGUUCUUUUGAAUAUUCACGACAGUGAAGUCAUUGUGGGCAUUGCAUUGACAGAAGAGAGUCUCCACCGAAGGAACAUCACCCAUUUUGGACCUACUACUCUGAGAUCAACUCUUGCUUAUGGGAUGCUUAGGCUCUGCGCUCCUCAACCUACUGACAUAAUAGUCGAUCCAAUGUGUGGAACAGGGGCAAUCCCAAUAGAGGGUGCUACUGAGUGGUCUAACUGUUUUCAUCUUGCUGGUGACAAUAAUCCGUUGGCUGUGAACAGAGCAGCAAAUAACAUCUCAUCUUUAUUGACCAAGAACCAAAUGAAAGAAAGCAAGCUCUCCUACGGUUUGCCUAUAGAUGCUAUUCAGUGGGACAUCUGCAACCUGCCCCUGAGAACAGGCUCGGUGGAUGUCAUUGUAACAGAUAUGCCAUUUGGAAAAAGGAUGGGCUCCAAGAAGAAAAACUGGAACCUUUACCCAGCUUGCCUGCGUGAGAUGAGCCGAGUCUGUCGGCCUGGAACUGGUCGAGCUGUGCUGCUGACUCAGGACAAGAAGUGCUUUGCCAAGGCACUAUCUGGAAUGGGCCACGUGUGGCGGAAGGUGCAUACCGUCUGGGUAAACAUAGGGGGUCUUCACGCUGCAGUUUAUCUUCUGAGACGAACACCUCAAGCUUUUGUUCAGUCUUCAGAACAAGAUGGUGAAAGAACACCUUGGUAAUGCAAAGGAUGAAGAUGAUAACCAUGUGUGUAGUUCCCAUCACUGGACGUGUUAGUAUGAAGUGCUCUCUUUGAGGGAAAAAGAGAAUCAACACAAGUACAAAGGUCUUCACCCUAGCUGGCAAAGAUGUGAAUGGAAUGCGAUGGAACUGACAGUUUGGGAGGAAGCUGAGCUCUCCUGUGCAGCUCUCUAAGAAACAGUUGGUUCAGAUCCAGCCAUCACUGCAUUACUUGGGUACUGCUUCCCCUCCCUCUCCCUCUCCCUCUCCCUCUCCCUCUCUCUCUGCUUCUGCCUUACGUGCUCUAAAGAUGUCUGGUGGAAAGCCUGAUGAAAGUUCUAAUUCUCUGAGUUUACGUUUAAGACACUUGAUUUUAUACUUUAUUGCCAUUCCUGUUUUCUGUUGAAAUGAGGGAGGCCAAGUGAAAAGACAAAGAACAUAACCAGAGCAUUUUAGGGAACAUCUCAUUAUCUAUACAACUUUCUUCUUAUUAGUUCAAGUUCACUUUUCCUUGGUUUUAUAAAAGGAGGCAUUUCUGCCUUUGCAGCUACCCCCCCAACUGUGGAGCUGUGAUGGAGGUAUCUUUUUUCCCUCCCUCUUUCUCCCUUCCCGUCUCUGUCUGAAAGGAAAAAAAUAAAUAAAUAAAUGGCCACUACGAGUAGUGGAGUCAUUGUGCAGGUACUGAGGCCCAGUGAUACCUCUGGUGGAGGAAAAAAAUUCCAAACAUACCUAAUUUAAAUUAAUGCCCAGAACAAAUAUAGAGGACUAGGAUUUAUCAAAAGAAUCGCAAAGAUACACGACUACUAGGGUAGGGUAUUUCUAUUCCUAAGUAGCAAUAAUAUCUGCCUACAGGGACCAACAAGCUAAAAAGUUUCAUUUUACAUUUCAGAAAGCUUGUUUUGCUUCUCAAACACAAAACUGUCAAAGUAUAUCUAUUGAUUUCCUAAAAGAACUAGAGAACUAACUGAUGUACUUUGAAUUAAAAGCUUCUUUUAUUACUU